Molecule: messenger RNA, 2744 nt
Organism: Aptenodytes forsteri (emperor penguin)
Lineage: Eukaryota; Metazoa; Chordata; Aves; Sphenisciformes; Spheniscidae
Gene: ADGRG1
Product: adhesion G protein-coupled receptor G1
Exons: 13
Coding region: 162-2186 (674 amino acids)
Biological process (GO): adenylate cyclase-activating G protein-coupled receptor signaling pathway; cell surface receptor signaling pathway
Cellular component (GO): membrane
Molecular function (GO): G protein-coupled receptor activity; heparin binding
Source: RefSeq, a predicted model, not a curated record
CCGUGACACCGGACGGUGUCCCACUGGCACAGCCUUUGCUCUCCAUCCCCUGACCCCAUGAUAUGGGUGGUACCUAAAUACUCACGUGGCCCCUUUCCUUUGUACCCUUCCAGGCUCUGCUUUCUCCUCGGAGGCCAAGCCAAAGCAGAGAGCUGCCCGGGAUGAAGGUCCUCCUCCUGCUCCUUCUCUCCCCCCUCCAAGGUGUGGGAGCCAGCAGCCACCGGGAAGAGGACUUCUGCUUCUGCGGUGACCGAAACCAGACCCAGAACAGUUCCGUCAUCUAUGAGCAUGGCCCUGCCACCAUCACCAUCGAGAACACGGCCCAGGCGCUGAUAAUAAAAAGGCCCUUUUUGCCAAACAGAAGAAACUCUUACUACAAGUACAGCUUGCCCCCGGCUUUGGGCAGGUACCGCUUCUGCCUCUACUGGUUCAAGGCCAACAGGACCCUGAGGCUGGUGUAUGGGAAGCAGAGCUUCCUCCUGGGUGGGGACCUGUCCAGCAGCAUCACCCGGGGGAAGGAGAGUCAGAAGACUGAACGAACCAGCACCUCCAUCUUCAAUGUGUCCUGCAUCUCAAAGGGUGGGAAGAACACCUCCCUUGACAGUGCAUCUGAAUACUUCUUCCCCGCCUCUCCAGAGAGCAUGCCCGUCUGGGAGCAAGAUGUGGAGGAGCAGCUCACUGCCUUGGACAGCCUCAUCGCCCAGCCCCCGGCGCCGGCCGCGGGAACCACAGAGCAGCAGAUGCUUCGGCGCAAACUCGGGGAGCUGGAGAAGACGCUGGCCAAGGUGGAGCUUGAAGGGCAGAACCAGACCUUUGGGAAGGCCACCGUGCACGCAACCGUCCUGAGGGUCCAGCCCACCUGGGCUCCUCAGCACCUGGCCUUUGCUUCCCAAAGAGAGGAGGGUGGAGAGGUCCAUGGGUUCGCAGUGGACCUGCCAAGCAGCCUGUUCGUGACAGCAAAGGAGAGGGAGGAGGUGGUGGAGCACAGGGUGCUCCUCAUGGACAUCAAUAGCCAGACCAUGUUCCAGGAUGAAAACAGCAGCCAUGUCCUGGGUGACAAGGUGAUCGGCAUCUCCCUGGUGGACACAGUGGUGGCCAACCUCUCCGAUCCAGUGGUCCUCACUUUCUUCCAUGACCAGCUGCCGAGGAAUGUGACCCCGCUGUGCGUCUUCUGGCAGGAGGACACCACCGCCAGCUCUGGGAGCUGGGACAGCUAUGGUUGUGCAACAGCAACGGGGGACAGCCAGACGGACUGCAGAUGCAACCACCUCACCUACUUUGCCGUGCUGAUGGUAUCCUCCCCAGAGAUCGCCUACAUACACAGGGAUUACCUGAGUAUCAUAACCUACAUCGGCUGCCUGAUCUCAGCUUUGGCAUCCAUUUGCACCAUCUUCUUCCUCUACUUCAGAAGCAAGCAGCGAGACCAGAUCACAAGCAUGCACAUCCACAUGAACCUGCUGGGUGCCAUCUUCCUCCUGGACGUCACCUUCCUCAUUUCUGAGCACUUGGCUUCCAGCAGCAGCGAGGCAGUCUGCAGAGCUGGGGGGCUGUUUCUGCACUUCUCCCUCCUGAGCUGCCUCACCUGGAUGGGCAUUGAGGGCUACAACCUCUACCGGCUUGUGAUCGAAGUCUUCAACGCCUACCAUGACCACUUCCUCCUCAAGCUCUGCCUGGUGGGCUGGGGACUCCCUUUCUUCUGCGUGAUGCUGAUCUUCAUGGCUAGCUGGACAAACUACGGCCCCUUCUCCAUUCCCGUCUAUGAAUCCGUUGGUGGCAAAUCCACCAACGCAACCAUAUGCUGGAUCACGAGCCCCCUGAUCCAUAAUGUCGUGAACCUGGGUUUGUUCAGCCUGGUGUUCCUCUUUAACUCGGUCAUGCUGGGGGCCAUGAUCCGGGAGAUCCUCCGGCAGAACAAGAAAGGCCACAAGCUCAAGCACGUCCUAGCCCUCUUUGGGCUGAGCAUCCUGCUGGGCAUCCCCUGGGUGCUGGUCUUCUUCUCCUUCACCUCCGGCGUCUUCCGCCUCGUCUCCCUCUACAUGUUCACCAUCAUCAACUCCCUCCAAGGUUUCCUCAUCUUCCUCUGGUACUGGACCAUGGUGCUGCAGGCGAGAAAGUCCCCUGACUCGCAGAGCAGCUCCGACAGUGUCAAACUGCAGCCCAACAGCAGCCAGAGCCACCUUGGCUGAGCCCCGCAAUGGCCCCACCGUGCCGUGCUGGGGCUCCCCAUGUGGAGGACAGCCGCAGGAAGGACUGACGCCGUCCGCUUUGCUACUGCACCCACCUCGUAGGGCUGCUAGGAGCCCAGGGACCUGCAGCGGGGCCGGCCGCCCCGAGCCCCUCGCCUCUGCCGGCCCCCUCCCCAAUUUUCCCAUCCACCGCAUCCUGCUGGGCAGCGGCGCAUCCCUCGGCUUGGCAUCCUUGAGGCAGGAGGGAGGGAUGCUCGCCCAGGCAGCAGGGGCUGUAGAAAGUGGAAGGGGCAGGGACAGGGUCCCCAGUGCCUCCGGACAUCCCCUCUCGUGCCCCGAGGCCAGGGAUGAUGGGUGGGAAAGGCCCCGUCUUCAGCCCUUGCUGGUGGUCACCGAGAGGGUCCUUCCCCAGUGAAGACAGAAUAACUCUGCCCCCGCAACACCCUCCAGCAGCUGAAAUAAUCUAUUUUUGUUAUUUUGUUGAAUGUCUAUUUUUGGAUGGUGUAGAAGUUUAAUGAGCGCGCCCGCACACCAGACUUGUGCCCAUUAAAGUUGUUC